Messenger RNA from Trypanosoma cruzi, 1509 nucleotides. RefSeq lists its product as uncharacterized. NCBI's taxonomy places the organism in Eukaryota, Euglenozoa, Kinetoplastea, Trypanosomatida, Trypanosomatidae. The transcript has a single exon. Gene Ontology annotation, biological process: nuclear-transcribed mRNA poly(A) tail shortening; mRNA processing. Gene Ontology annotation, molecular function: poly(A) binding. The record is from RefSeq and is a predicted model, not a curated record. The annotation marks the transcript as partial. Gene Ontology annotation, cellular component: PAN complex; P-body.
AUGGAUUCAAAGGGCCGGAGCGGGAAGGGUAAUUUGCUCGGGCGGGGAAAUGUUUUGAUGAGCGGGGCUAGUUUAAAUAGCAAUCAGCAUCCUUACGGACGUCGCCAUGUGAACAGCGCGGGCGGUGUGUUGACUAACGCCUUUGUUGCAUCACCGGCUUCACUUUACAGCACCCCUCAACCUCUUGACCCGUUCUGUCAACACUUGCCGGACGCCUUUCCCUCCACCCCGUACACGCCCGUGGGCCAAUUGUUUAUGUCUGCUUCUGUGAGGAGUGCAGGACCGAAUGCCUCCUUGUUGAUGCAUUCCACGACACGCAGCAUCACUCCCGUAACAAGCUCAAAGUUCUCCCACUACACGACAAUAUACAACAUUGAGAAUAUGCCGGCGCCGAGUGUAAUGAAUUCGAAACUAAUGACGCAAAUGUAUCAAACAACAGCUCGUUAUACAGGAAAAGAAAUUGCCUUGCGCCGUCUUGUGAUGACCACCGCAACUGCAGAAGAGUGCAGUGCCGUUAAUGAACGCUUUCGACACUACCGACAUCCCAACUUGGUUCCAUUAACGGGUGUAAUUCUCACAGAUGAGUUUGUUAUGGGUAGCAAAGAUGUCAUUAUGGAAUAUAAGUUCAUUUCAGGCGCAAAAAGUCUUCAUGAAGAGUUCUUUCUUAGUGGAAGAGCAACGGAGGGUCUGUUGUGGUCCUUUGCCUGUCAGAUGGUUGGCCUCCUGCGUGCUUUUCACGAAACCUCUGUUCCGUUGCGUGGACUUCACUGGUCAAAAAUUUUGUACGUCUCUGUGACGGGGAGAUUUUACUUUAGUGGAAUAGGGCUUGUUGAUCUGCAGGAGCCGAAGAACUCCAGCCCUAGUAUAGCGGUGAUGAUGAAGCAAGACAUUCAAGCGCUAGGGAUUAUGCUUUUUCAGCUAUCCACGCGCAAUCUGGCCGCACGGGUUGAUGAUACUUUGAAUCAGCCGAUGCCUGGAUUUUCAAAAACGUUUUGGACACUUGUGAAGGCAUGUCUGGAGGGCGCCCCCGACAUUCGAGACCUGUGCUGCGCUUUGGGAGAACGAAUGUCAAUGGAGGUGGCACACCAAGAAGGACAUGCGGAUUAUUUGGUCACUCAGUGUGCAAAGGAGAUACACAAUGGCCGUCUUAUGCGACUGAUGGUGAAACUUAAUUUUGUGUUAGAGUCUCUAAAUGAUGUGCCGGAACACAGCACGGAGGCACACAAUCGCUACGCACUGCGGCUUUUCAGUCAGUACGUUUUUAACCAGGUUGAUGAAAAUCAUCGAAUUCGUUUAGACUGGGGUCACGUAUUUCACUCUUUAAACAAAUUGGAUUGUGGCUCGGAAGAGCUGGUGCAGCUUAUUGGCAAUGACGACGGGAACACAAUCUUAGUCAUCUCUUAUCAUGACCUUAGAGCCUCACUUGAAAGCGCGUUUGAACAGUUGCAGCUUUCAGCGAGCGAAGCCGAUAUUCAAUCGCUCAGUGUGACGGUCGGGACCACACCGACC